Penaeus indicus is the source of this 2417-nucleotide messenger RNA. RefSeq names its product thioredoxin-like protein 1 (gene Txl). Gene Ontology annotation, cellular component: cytosol. Gene Ontology annotation, molecular function: protein-disulfide reductase activity. Bases 56 to 922 code for a protein of 288 amino acids. NCBI's taxonomy places the organism in Eukaryota, Metazoa, Arthropoda, Malacostraca, Decapoda, Penaeidae. The transcript has 6 exons. The record is from RefSeq and is a predicted model, not a curated record.
ACCGAAAGCCCCGUGAGUCGAGUUUGAGAAGAAAACACUACGAGUCCAGGGGAUUAUGGCGGCCAAUUUUAAGGUGUUGACGGAAGAUUCCCAAUUCCAGACGGAGUUGAAUCAGGCGGGAGGCAAGCUUGUGGUGGCUGAUUUCACGUCGGCCAGAUGCGGUCCAUGCCAGCGUAUUGCACCUGUCUUUGCAGACAUGGCAGGGAGAUUCCCCAAUGCCGUGUUCCUCAAGAUAGACGUCAACCAGUGCUCUGGGGCUGCUGCAUCUCAGGGUGUGUCAGCAACACCAACAUUCAUCUUUUACAGGAAUAAGACGAAGUUGGACAGCUUACAGGGCGCAGACCCAGAGACGCUGAAAGCCAGAGUGAGCCAACACUAUGGGGACGGAGACAACGAGGAAAUGGAGGACUCGGGUGUCCCUGGCCAUAUCGACCUCCUCCCCAUGGUGAACAAAGCAGGUUGCGAGUGUCUCAACGAGAGCGAUGACCACCCCUUCACGCAGGCACUCAACUCAGCCGGAGGUUACCUGGAGUCAGACACAGAUGAGCAGCUCAUCCUCUACCUCUCCUUUAACCAAGCGGUAAAACUACACAGUAUGAGAAUCAAGGCCCCAGCUGACUGUGGUCCCAAGACGAUAAAGGUUUUCAUCAAUCAGCCGCAUACCAUCGACUUUGACACAGCGGAGAGUGCCAAUCCCAUCCAGGAGAUAACGUUAUCUCCCAAGGACUUAGAAGGUGAAUUAAUUACUCUUAAAUAUGUAAAGCUGCAGAAUGUGAUGAAUUUUACCAUCUUCAUUAAAGACAACCAGACUGAAGCAGAAACAACCCAGAUAUCAUACCUGCAGAUUAUUGGUUCUCCUGUCCAGACAACCAAGAUGGCUGAUUUCAAGCGUGUAGCCGGCAAAAAGGGAGAGAGCCACUGAGAUCUUCCAGUCCAUUUUAGCAAAAAGAAAUUUCAGGUCUCCAUAUUGAAUUUGUUUAGAGUAAGAUAUGAAACUGUUUGGCCAACUACAUGAAUGGAAAGAUUAUAAUUUUUUCUUAUUGGCUAAAAUUUAAAAAUCAGAUCUAGAUAGUGAAAUGGUAAAAUUAUAAUCCUAUUUUUAAAAUUUUGCUGCCAAUUUGUUUUUGUGUUAAAGAAAUAAAACCAUAAACAUAAAAAUAAACAUUGAUUUCUGUAUCAUGUACUUGGUUGGGAUGGCGGAGAGUUCUUGGGGUGUAUAACACAAGGAAAGGGUUAGUGCCUAUUAAAUUUUUAAGAAUCAAAGAGGAAUUGUACUCUGAUGUGUCUGUGUGUGACUAUAGAAGUCACUAGUUGACAAGGUUGUCUACUGUAUCCUUUACAAGGCUUAUUCACGCUGAACAGGUGCUUGAAUGAAAUAUCUGUCUGUGUUUGUUGCACCAGAAACUAAGAAAAAAUGGAGUAUGGAUCCUAGGUUUUCAAUUUUGUUACCCCUUUGUUCACCUCCAACUUCUGUUGUAAGUCACAAGACAACUCGUUGCUCAUUUUGAUUUAAGUGCUUGCUGGUGGUGUUUUAGUGGUUGAGGCAAGUGAUACAUUCAAAGACCAGAAAAAGAGUAGUAAUUAAGGAAGAAAUAUGCAUAUCGCAAACCACAUGGGAUCGAGGAUUCAAAUAUUUCUCGUGGUACCUCUUACACCUUAAAGUUAAUUUAGGAAAAGCAUUGAUAUAAUUUGAUUAUGAGAAAAGAAAAGUUACCACUAAAUAGAAUGACACACUUGAUUUUACAUGCUGUAGUUGUGCAAAUUUCCCUCCCCCUCCUCACUGUUGUCUUUGUUUAUUCAACAAAUUGAGUAGGUCUCAAGAUUACCAGCACCUUGGAUUUUUUUUUUUUUUUUUUUUUUUUUGUAAAGGAUUUGUUUAUAUUUAUAUAAAUAACAUUAAGUCAAGAUUACCAGCACCUUAGAAAUAUAUAUACAUUUUUCAUUUUGUGGAAAAAAUGGGUUUAUAAAGUAUAUCUUGAAGCAUCCAGAAUACACACAGAAAGAUACAAAUACUAGAAAGGAUUACAACUCCAAAAGCUGUAGAAUAGUGGUAAUUAGCGUAUGAUGCAUGGGAAGUUAUUGGAAUUCUGAAGUCCACAUUUUAUUUAUGAGGAGGGUAAGAGAGAGACUGUUCCCACCAGUCGGUCAUCGUCCAAGACUGUUAAGCCUAAACAUUUAUUUUUACUUUGCUACAGAUCUCUCGAGUGAAAGAGUGUAUCUGUUCUUUUUCAUCUACACGUUUUAAAGUGGUGGUUGAUGCUCAACAUUUUGCAAAUGAAGACUUGAUAUACACACUAUGCAUCAACAGAAUAUCAAGAAACUAAUUUAAACACUAGUCCAAGAGUAUGUCAAAAGAUAAAUGGAAGACAACUGUACAAUUCCUGCAAUCAAGAGAAUAAAUGUCUUAGCUUUGAAUA